AUGCCAUACAACUGCAGUUCUGGAAACUUCUCUUCCCGCUCCUUUGGGGGCUACCUGCGUUACCCAAGAUCUUCCUGUGGCUCUUUCUACCCAAGCAAUUUGUUCUGCAGCACAGGCCUCCAGUCUCCCAGCACCUGCCAACUGGGCUCCACGCUCUUCAGCGGAUGUCAGGAAUCCCACUAUGAACCCGCCAGCUACCAGACUUCCUAUGUUGUGCCCAGCCCCUGCCAGACUUCCUGUUACCGCCCGAGGACCUCCGGCAUCUGCAGUCCCUGCAGGACAAGUUAUACGGGGUCUCAGGGUAUUGGAUCCAGCAGCUGCUGUUCCCUGGGCCACAGAUCUAGAAGCUCGUACUCAUUGAGCUGUGGAUCGAGGAGCUGCUAUUCCUCAGGCUGUGGACGCAGUGGCUUCAGACCUCUGACUUAUGGAGCCAUUGGCUUCCCUUCCCUGGGUUAUGGAUCUGGGUGCUACCACCCGUUCUACUCAGGCUCUAGGGGCUGCCAAUCUUCUUUCAGACCAAACUGUUGGUCUGGGUCUGGGGUCUACUGA
Messenger RNA from Ochotona curzoniae (black-lipped pika), 549 nucleotides. RefSeq names its product keratin-associated protein 13-1-like. The record is from RefSeq and is a predicted model, not a curated record. NCBI's taxonomy places the organism in Eukaryota, Metazoa, Chordata, Mammalia, Lagomorpha, Ochotonidae. The transcript has a single exon. Bases 1 to 549 code for a protein of 182 amino acids.